This is a messenger RNA of Xenopus laevis (African clawed frog), 2201 nucleotides long. It is a transcript of the gene ilk.S, whose product is annotated as integrin linked kinase S homeolog. Bases 169 to 1527 code for a protein of 452 amino acids. Gene Ontology annotation, molecular function: protein kinase activity; ATP binding; protein serine/threonine kinase activity. Lineage: Eukaryota; Metazoa; Chordata; Amphibia; Anura; Pipidae. Gene Ontology annotation, biological process: integrin-mediated signaling pathway; cell-matrix adhesion; anatomical structure morphogenesis. Gene Ontology annotation, cellular component: cell cortex; lamellipodium; plasma membrane. The record is from RefSeq and is a predicted model, not a curated record. The transcript has 13 exons.
UGUCGUUACUCUGGUUGGCUGUGCUGCGUACGCCCCGCCUACUAAUCAUGUCAUUGGAGAAUAUUUUCCUAUUGCGCGCCGCCCAACUUCGGAAUGUGACGUGUUUGCGGGAGCGCGCACGUUCGGGUGGGGAGGAGCGCGCGCUUUGGACCGUAUCUUGCUGCCAAUAUGGAUGACAUUUUCGCCCAGUGUCGGGAAGGCAACGCCGUGGCAGUGCGUCUCUGGUUGGAUAACACAGAGAAUGACUUAAACCAGGGGGAUGAUCAUGGAUUCAGCCCAUUGCACUGGGCUUGCAGGGAGGGGCGCAGUAACGUCGUUGACAUGCUGAUUAUGAGGGGUGCAAGAAUCAAUGUUAUGAACCGAGGAGAUGACACCCCACUUCAUCUUGCCGCCAGCCAUGGGCACCGUGAUAUUGUACAGAAGCUCAUUCAGUAUAAGGCUGAUGUGAACGCUGUCAAUGAACAUGGCAACACCCCCUUGCACUAUGCCUGUUUUUGGGCUCACGAUGAGGUGGCUGAGGACCUGGUGACUAACUCUGCCCUGAUCUAUAUCAGUAACAAGUAUGGCGAGACCCCACUGGACAAGGCUAAGGCUCAUCUGAAGGAACUGCUGAAAGAUCGAGCAGAGAAGAUGGGGCAGAGUAUGAGCAGGAUCCCGUAUAAGGACACAUUCUGGAAAGGGACAACUCGAACCCGACCACGUAACGGCACCCUGAAUAAACAGGCUGGGAUUGAUUAUAAGCAGCUCACCCUCAGCCACAAACUCAAUGACAACCAUUCUGGGGAGCUCUGGAAGGGACGUUGGCAAGGCAACGACAUCAUCAUCAAAGUUCUAAAAAUACGGGACUGGAGCACAAGGAAGAGUCGAGACUUCAAUGAGGAAUACCCCAAACUCCGGAUUUUCUCUCAUCCCAAUGUUCUGCCAGUUUUGGGCGCCUGCCAGUCCCCUCCAGCCCCUCACCCUGUGCUCAUCACACACUGGAUGCCCUAUGGGUCUCUUUUCAAUGUCCUGCACGAGGGCACAAAUCUGGUGGUGGAUCAGUGCCAGGCAGUUAAGUUUGCCCUGGACAUUGCACGGGGAAUGGCUUUCCUACACACCCUGGAACCUCUAAUUCCGCGUCAUUAUCUGAACAGUCGCAGCGUCAUGAUAGAUGAAGACAUGACAGCCAGGAUCAGUAUGGCGGAUGUGAAGGUCUCGUUCCAGUGCCCAGGCCGGAUGUACAGCCCCGCGUGGGUGGCACCUGAGGCGCUGCAGAAACGCCCAGAGGAUAUUAACCGUCGCUCUGCUGACAUGUGGAGUUUUGCCGUUCUGCUUUGGGAGCUGGUGACCCGCGAGGUUCCAUUUGCCGACCUCUCAAACAUGGAGAUUGGCAUGAAGGUUUCCCUUGAAGGCCUCCGUCCCACCAUCCCCCCCGGGAUCUCGCCCCAUAUCUGCAAGUUGAUGAAGAUUUGUAUGAACGAAGACCCUGCCAAGCGACCCAAGUUUGAUAUGAUCGCCCCCAUCCUGGAGAAGAUGCAGGAGAAAUAAGUGCAGCGCUCGCACAAGUGCUACAAUAGUGCAACACACAAGCCUCUGAGACAAGUCACAGCUACACAAGUAACACACGCCCGUUGGUGCCACACGGGUACAAAGUGCCUUUGCAUGAAUGAGAACCCGCUAUAACCAUAGUCUGGGGUACCCCCUCCAACUGUCACUGGGGUACAGGCAACCCAAUGGCACAGUCUCCCCAAAGCUCAAGUCACUGGCAGGGGCCACUGUACCACUCCUAUUGUUUUGCUAAAAUUGCCAAUUCUUCUUCAAGUUUAGGGUCGAUUUGCAUUUCUGGGAAGCGUUUACCCCACACUGUCCGUGGCUGCUGGGUCAGUGCCUGGGAACAAUAUGGAGUAGCACUGCUUAGUUACUGGGGGCCGGUGCUUUUGUGACUAUGUGUCUGUUACUGCAGAGUGUUGUUUGGUGCAAUAAUGCAGGUACCGCCCCUCUCUAUAUCUGCCGCCGCCCCCCCUUAUAUAUAUACAGCGCCUGUCCUGCAAGUGUAUAAAUAUUUAUAUCUGUAUCACAUUAUAUCACUAUGCCAUGUAUCUUACUGUAUGGGGGGGCCACGCUGCUCCCCUUUUUCAGCCUAAAAAAGCAAAAGUAUUUUUUUUAUAUAAAUUAACCCUUUGCACCUUGUGACAAACAAAUAAAUAUUAUUUUAAAACAAA